Messenger RNA from Brassica napus (rape), 2280 nucleotides. RefSeq lists its product as uncharacterized. Lineage: Eukaryota; Viridiplantae; Streptophyta; Magnoliopsida; Brassicales; Brassicaceae. The record is from RefSeq and is a predicted model, not a curated record. The coding region runs from base 260 to 2053 and encodes 597 amino acids. The transcript is spliced from 2 exons.
UUCAAAAGACAAAGCGGGGAAAAUACCCUUAUCGUCGAUUCCUCUCCAUCUCUCUCGUACACGUAUAACGGCUCUCUUUGUGCUAACUGUUGGAAAUUUCAAAUAUCACCUCUUUGAUCAAAAAAGUAUUUUAAAAACGUUUUCCUUCUCCUCAGAAUUUGAAGUUUUGAAUUUGGUUUCUGUCUUUUCUCUCAUCAAUUCAAUUUCUCACACUCUCUCUCUCUCUCUCUCUCUCUCUGCUUGAAUUUCUUGAGCACAAAUGGGUUGCUGCCUCAGCAAGAAGACUUCUCCAUCAUCUUCUUCCCCGAGUGGAGUAUCCCCAGAUCCGAACAAAUCGGCCAUUGAUAAACCUCCGAAACCAGAGGCUGAAGCGCAGGCGAAGAAGCUCGAAGUAGAAGAACCAAAACCCAAGAACGAAGCAGAGAUACAAGAAAACAGCAACCCGAGGAAAGAAGUGUUCGUGAUCAAACAUCGGAGGAGCCAUGAGCGAUCCAAGACGACGACGACGACAGAUCCGGAGGAUUCGACUGCUUCCGAGGAGAAAUCAACCGGCACUACGAAUCAGACUCCAGCCGACGUAGAUGCUAUACUGAUUCAAUGCGGGAGACUAAGCCGGAGCAACUCAGCCGCGGCGAAAACCAGGAGAUACUCUGGAUCCAAGAGGAGCUUCGAUUUCGACAAGAACGAGCGGAGCCGCGACGGUGACGCCGACGAAGCUGAUGCGGAAGACGGAGGGGAGGAAGAAGCCGAGCGGCGGAUUCAUCGGCAGCGCCAACGCGGCGGCGGAGAGUCGCCUCGGGAGCGGCGGAGGCGGACUCCGAGCAGAGAAAGGGAAGAUUCGAAGAGCUACCGAUCGGGAAGUAGGGAGAGGGGAAGCGGAAGCAGACGAGUAAGCAGAUCUCCGGGAAGAAGAUCGGAGACGAACCCUAACCCUAAUUCGUGCGCCGGCAGUGGCAGUUCUGUAAAUUCGAGUAACAACAAUAGACCUGCCAAGUUCGUCUCCGUUCCCGCAACGGAUAAAGACAAGAGCAACCACAACGCCGCAGAGGCUUCUAUCAAGCGGGUUGCUGUCAAGAGAAACGUGGCGUCUCCGAGGUCACAGUCUCCGGCAAGAGCUCAGUCUCCGCAAAGAAGCAACGCUCAGCCUUCCCCGUCGAAGCUCAGGAGGAAAACUGAACAUUCUCCCUACAGGAGGAACCCUUUGGGAGAGAUUGAUCCAAACUCUUUGGCCUAUCCUCAACCUCAUGGCAACAAGAAGAUGAUGAACAGAGACAAUGAAUCUGCCAAUCUCGAGGGUCAGAUGAAUGCUAAAAUGGGAACUCAAGCUCCAAUCCGCAGAAGCGCAAGCCCGAGUCGUGUCACGAAAGAGCAGCAAGAGGCGGUGGAAGAGUGUAAGAUAGUGGUGUCAGGAAUUGAAAACCCGAAGCCUCAGAUUAUGAGCAGGAGCAGAUCAUUGAGGAAGUCACGCGAUUUCGAUUUCUGUCCGGAAGCAUUGCUCUCAAACAACAUCGACAACAACAAUAACAAUGCACCUGCAUCUUACGCAGCUUUGCUUUUAGAGGACAUUCAAAACUUCCAUCAGAAGAGUGUCAAUGUCAAUGCCAUCAGCUCAUCUAUGUCCAAAGCCUGCUCCAUCGUUGAAGCAGUCUCAGACCUUAACUCCACUACGAAUAAACACCAAAGAAGCGAGCUCAACAGUUUCACAUCAGCAGCAGCAGCAGCAGCGAAGAAAGCGGAUUUAAUGGAGCCAAGCUUUGAGAAGUACGUGACUGUUAAGAGAGGUGCUUCUUCCUUGGAGGACAUGGAGGAGCAAGAAUCUUCCGGAAGCAACAGUAUCACGGGAAGUAGCUGUGUGGUGCAACGUAAGGGAUACUCAACUUCUUCUUCGUGGGAACCGAACUCAGCUGAAUCGACGGAUCGAGUGGGUGGGAGAUCAGGCAACAAAGAGCGUGAUAGGAGUCCGUUUGGUGUGCAAGAGUUUGAUCCGUUAAAGAAGAAUGGUUUUGGAGCUGGAGGCAAAAGAGUGGCGACAACAACUCGUGUUGCGGUGUAAUAGCGAAUUCGUUUGUUUCUUGAUUGGUGUUGUGUAUCUACUCUUUUUAUAUGGUUGCAGAGUAGCAAACACCUCUGUUUCGUUUCUUUUGCAACCAUUUGGUCAUUUUUCAGUAAUUUGGGUGUUUCUUCGAUUCUGUCACGAUCUGAAUUUUAAGAUUUUUUUUUUUUGUCUUUGUUCACACUAAUUUCUGUAUGAAUUGGACAGAAAAGAAGCAGAUUGUCUCA